Arabidopsis thaliana (thale cress) is the source of this 1087-nucleotide messenger RNA. Its product is annotated as transmembrane protein, putative (Domain of unknown function DUF220). The record is from RefSeq and is marked reviewed. The transcript is spliced from 4 exons. The coding region runs from base 392 to 1042 and encodes 216 amino acids. NCBI's taxonomy places the organism in Eukaryota, Viridiplantae, Streptophyta, Magnoliopsida, Brassicales, Brassicaceae.
AAAUUGCAGACAUUUUAGCUAAAUAUUCUUCAAAUCAUAUUAUAUACAAUUGCAUUGUCAUUAUCAUUUGUGGACUAUAUAAAAUUUGAUAGAGAAAUAAUGGGUGUAUUUCCUGCGUUUGGAGCAUGGAUCAAUCAGAAUUCUCAACAGCCUCUUGAGGAAGAUCCCAAGAGCUCUGAGCAUGUUGAAUCUAAGUCGGCAUCAGAGAUGGAUAAUGGUCCUGCUAAGAUGAAAAAAUACUAUGACGAAGAUGAGUGGGAGAGGCAAGAUAAACUUUGGACAGCUGCAGAGAAGAAGCAUCCAUGGAAAGAUGCCCCUCCUAAGGUUAAGGUGACAACAAAAAAGGGUAUAUGCCAUAUGCACAUAGAAUUGACAUUGGGGUUGCCUCCUGAUGGAGUCUUCGAACUUUUCACUAAUCCACAUAACGGACCAAACACCGAACCACUUCUGGUUUUAUUUCUUAUCAUUGAAUGAUUCAAAUGUGGUAUUAAUUGUAGCAAUACUUGAAAGUGUACUCUUUUUGUUAAUUAUGAAGAAAAGCAAAUCAAGAAAGGUUUUGAAGGACGAUGGACCGAGGCAGAUCGCGAAGGUGAAGAAAGCUGUGGCCUGGAACUUCAGUGGGAGGUCUAUUGCUAUCCCCAUAAGUCUAAUUGUCGAUGAAAACAGAAGAGAUCUUACAGCGAAAUAUAAAAAAGAGAAAAUGAUGUUCAUGAAAGUAUUCGAGGGUAGCUAUAAAGUGGAGCCUGUAUACGUAGAUUCAGUACGCUUAUGCAAGAACAAGAAGCCGAAGAGUGUAGAUGAAUACAAGAAAUGUAGUGGCGGACAAGGAAAGAUUGCAUCGAAAGUGACAAUGGACCAAUAUUUUCAGCCAUAUCCUCCUUUUAAUCUACCGCCAUUUUCUUGGUUCAUUCGUGAUAUCACCAUCAAGAAUACCAAGAGUGUGCUAGAGAGACUUCAAAGUUGGAGUUUCAGUAUUCGAAAUCCGGGUGUAAUCAUGUCAACCAACAAACAUGGAAAAACAGAAGUUUCUCCUAAACAGUAAUCGGAAAGUCAUUUUUGAUUUCGAGUGCUUAGAAGUUAGAAUCAA